CGCGCCCGGACGCGUCCAUUUGUUACUUGCAGGUGUGGACCAACCAUGGUGAUCGACGUAUCUAUUUCAUUAUCCAACGCCUUUAAUCCGAAACUCCCGUCAUGCGUCGCAAACCUUGGUCACGACGAACUUGUUCUCAUAGAAAUGCAAGGCACGCUUGACAUAGAGUGCAAUGAAGACACUUCGACUAGAGACGCGCAGUUCGUUGGCAAAUUGAACCUCACGAACGCCAACAAACCCACGUUGAUCAUUGGGCAUCAUUUACUUGAUGGCAAGGUUGUAACCUUACCCAAACCAUUGGGCGUGAUGCAUCGCAAGGAAACUUCCAAGAGAUAUGACUGUCCUGGAGAUGAAGAUAGCUCUAGAUCGGCGGAAGACACUUCCAACCCUGGCGUUAGCUGGGGCAUCGUCGCCGUGGUGAAGAAAAAGAUCGUGUUUUCCAAACGACCCAUGCCGAUCGUGAACUUGGGCGGUAGUACUCAAAAAGGGAAAGUUUAAAUCAGGAUUAAAAUGCACAAUCCCUGAUGCGAAGCGUUCCUCGUUUGACCGUGAUGGAGCUUGGUUGAGCAGCUCUUUCGAUCAUGGGUCGGUCGCCGACAGAGCGC
Molecule: messenger RNA, 605 nt
Organism: Suillus clintonianus
Lineage: Eukaryota; Fungi; Basidiomycota; Agaricomycetes; Boletales; Suillaceae
Product: Ctf8-domain-containing protein
Exons: 3
Coding region: 46-498 (150 amino acids)
Biological process (GO): mitotic sister chromatid cohesion
Cellular component (GO): Ctf18 RFC-like complex
Source: RefSeq, a predicted model, not a curated record